CCCUGAUGGCGGCUUGGAUGAGCUUCAGGGGGCUGGAGGAUGGCGAGGAGAGAGAGUGGGGCUCCUGGGAGUACGACUCCACCUGGGAAAGCGAUGAGGAGGAGGAAGAAGGGAAGGAGUCGCAGGAGGCCCGAGCCGAUGGAGAGGAAGAAGAGUCCUCGCAAGGGUGGUUCAGGGGCUCCCACCAGGCCAGCGGCGCACAGUCUAGAUGGUAUUGUUUAUUCAGGAAGACAUAUAUGUUUUUGAGGAGAGUUCUUUCAGAGCUUAAUCUUUCAGAUGCCCAGGAGCAAAGAAGACCAGCUGUCUCAUCAAUUGGUUAUAGAGGUUUUGAGUUCUUGACUGGACGCAACUGGACAGCUGCAAAAGAUAUGCAGAGAUACAGGCAUUGUUAUCCGGGUUUGAAAGAAAGGGAACCUGAUGCUGAAGAGGAGGAGAUGUGGAAUUUAAGUUUUUACAAAAAUGAAAUUCACUUUUUGCCUCAUGGCUUAUUUAUUGAUGAGCUCCUUGAAGCUUGGCAGGAGGAUUACGAGACUCUGGAAGAAAAUCAUUCUUAUAUACAAUGGUUGUUUCCUUUGCGUGAACGUGGGAUGAACUGGCGUGCAAAGCCUCUCACAUGUAAAGAAAUUCAGGCCUUUAAGAAAUCCAAGGAAGUUAUGCAAAGAUUCAUUAGAGCUUACAAACUCAUGCUGGGUUUUUAUGGAAUAAACUUGAUCGAUCAAGAAACGGGGAAAGUGCAAAGAGCAGAAAAUUGGCGUCAGAGAUUUCGCAACCUUGAUCGGUUUAGUCACAACAAUUUGCGGAUAACUCGUAUUCUGAAGUGUCUGGGAGAGAUGGGGUAUGAACACUAUCAAGUACGCCUGGUUAACUUUUUCCUAACAGAGACGCUUGUUUACCAAACACUCCCAAACGUUAAGAGAAGUGCCUUGGAUUACUUCCUGUUCACCAUCAGAAACAAGCAGAAGCGAAGGGAACUGAUACACUAUGCAUGGAUGCACUUUAAACCUCAGGAUAAGUUUGCAUGGGGGCCUCAUAAGAAACUCCAGAACUAUAAACUUCCGUCGUUAAAGUCUCAGCACUGCCAAAAGGCUGAGGAAGAGAAGGAAUCAGUCAGAGAUAAAGAAGCAGUUGGAAAGAACGAAACCAAUCCUCCAAACAGGGAGGAGAAAGUUGGAGAUGCUGCAUACUCAGAAACCAACAAGGUGACUGAUGAAUGUACCUCAGAGGAACAAAGUAAGCGUGAUGCCAUGUAUGUUGCAGAGCGAGGAGACAACGUAGAAGAGAAAGAAGCCUCACUUUCCCAGCUAGAAGAGAAGGUUCUGAGUGAGGACCUUGUGGGCCUGAGGGAUGGAGCAGAGAGUGAAUGCCUAAAGGAAAGCAAGAAAAGAAAGCUUGAGAUGAACAGAUUAACUGGAAAGUGCACAGGGCUAUUGAAAAGUCCCACUGAUAUUGAGAAGAUCUCUUAUAACCUAGGGGAAUUUGCUAUCGAUCAAGAGACCACAGAGACUCUUCCAGCAUUGCCAGAAAAGGGUGACCAAGUAACAGCUGAAGAAGGUGACGUCAGUAGUGAAGACUUCAAGGCGUCUGAGUCAUCUGAUGCACCUGUAAAAAGAAGAAAAGUUGAUGAAGCAAUGCCAGAAAACAGUACUGUAAAUGUGGCAAUAAACCCGGACACGGACACCACUACCUGCAACGUCCAAGCAACAGGGGCUGAGAAAGGAGAAGUUAGUGAGGAAGACACGGUUGUGGAAGAAAUUAAUGUGAAAACUGAGAAUGGUGCUGAAGGUGCAUCUGUGAAUUCAUUGCCUGGUUCUGAGACUAAUGAGCCUGGUCUGCCUUCUCUGGCAGGCAGUGGCUCAGUGCUACGUGAAGCAAAUUCAGAAAUACAAAAAAAAGCGCACCAAUGUAAUGAAACUCUAACAGUAAGUGAAAGCCAGGUAGACGACAGAGAACAGAAAGAAGGGGCAGAAGAUGUCCAUGCAAGAGGGGAAACAAAAACCCCAGACAAGAACCGGGGCCAAGAGGGUCUUCAGCAGAGUGUGGUGGAAUCUUGUCCUGAAAAAGUCAGUGCUAGGAAUGUAGCACAAGAAAUUGAUUGCAUUGAGGAUUCAGCAAAACUGAAUGAUCAGCAGACAAUGGCAGAGAGUGGCAAAAACAUUGCAAUAGCACCAGAGCAAGGGGCGGAGGAAGGACAGUUAUGUCCUGAAUUCAAGGAGCAUGGAACAGGGAUUCGGACUCCAAAGGCAUGUGGAAAAAGACGUCUCCUUUAAAACAAUCCAGAACAAACUCAAUCUCUCCCCUCCCCUCUGGUUGUCCUAACUAGAAAAAAUCUGCUUGGUCAACUUCGUAGGGAAAAGCCCCUGGCCUCUUCCUGUUCCCGUUUGUAUCUGACAUGCUGGACUAUCUGCAAGGAUUUCCCCUCUUAACCUCUUUGAAGAGCAAAGCUCUUAUUUAAUAAGUGAUUUUAAUCCAUGGAAUACAGAUGUUUGUAGAAGAAACCAAUUGGUUUCUGGUUUUCUUUUUUUACCAGGUAACUCCUCUUGGGCACUUUGGAAACUGUCACACUAACAAUGGGGAGUUUUUACAUUUGUUGUCUCCCUAGCAAAGGCCAUUGUGAGGCCCUGUUGAUCAUCUUGGUGAGACUCUGUUGAAAUCCGUUUUUAAGGAGACACCAAUUUGGUUGUGCAGUGUUUGUCCGACUUGAAGCCUGGUACUUUUCUGCUCCUUGAGGGCAAAGGUCCCCCAUUCUGCUGAUAUUUGCUUGCAAAAGGGGUGAAGGUAGCGAGAUUUCAUGUAUGUGAAAAUGCAAAUGCCUUUCCAUUGGUAAGUUACUAAUUUUAAGAAUUUAGUUUGGCAUACGAGAGUCAUUGAUUAAACUAUACAGUCAAAAUGUUUGACAAAUAUUAACCUUAACGGGGCUUUUCUCCAAUCUAUGUGCAGAGAUGUUGAGGGUUUAAUUCCAUCUAGCCCUAGCACAAGUCACUUAUGCAUUUCUUCCAAGGGUUGUUCGGAGACUGGAAACCCACCAGUCUCUAAGAGAAAAGGGGGCGGGGAAUAAAAUACAAAUGAGGCAUUGCUUAAAGAGAAUGCUGCCCUCCUGGGAGUCCCUUUUCCUCUCUCUGUGGAGCCCUGAUGGUUUUUCAGAUGCUACUUUUUUCAUUGGUUCUGAGUCCUUUAACUGUCUGUCAAUGCAGUUUUCAUCAGGCUACCGUUCCCUUGUCCCUAGUGCAGAUUUUCACCCUUGAUGAUUUUAAUCCCUUUUCUAGUUUGUGCACAUGUUGUGCCAGUAGCAUUCUGUCUCUCUGUCCCAAGUGUGUCGUGUGCACUGUCGGGGAUCAUAGCUGUUGAGGGGUGGGUUGUUUUUUUUGUUU
Terrapene triunguis (Three-toed box turtle) is the source of this 3368-nucleotide messenger RNA. It is a transcript of the gene OGFR, whose product is annotated as opioid growth factor receptor. The record is from RefSeq and is a predicted model, not a curated record. Gene Ontology annotation, molecular function: opioid growth factor receptor activity. The coding region runs from base 6 to 2267 and encodes 753 amino acids. The transcript has 9 exons. Gene Ontology annotation, cellular component: membrane. Lineage: Eukaryota; Metazoa; Chordata; Testudines; Emydidae.